Molecule: messenger RNA, 7522 nt
Organism: Dreissena polymorpha
Lineage: Eukaryota; Metazoa; Mollusca; Bivalvia; Myida; Dreissenidae
Product: F-box/WD repeat-containing protein 7-like
Exons: 14
Coding region: 101-2494 (797 amino acids)
Biological process (GO): proteasome-mediated ubiquitin-dependent protein catabolic process; ubiquitin recycling
Cellular component (GO): nucleus; cytoplasm
Molecular function (GO): ubiquitin binding
Source: RefSeq, a predicted model, not a curated record
GUCCCCUUGAUGCAUUCGGUGAUAUUCGCUCUCAACGAUUAAACAAAAUGGCGACUGACAAGCAAUUUCACGGGGCUUAGAUGCUUAGUGAUGGAGAAUUAUGGGAACUAAGAGGUUGGACAUCAACACUGCUACCGUGUCUGAAUUCGAACAGUUGAUUGGAGUGGGCCACCUAAAGGCUGAAGCCAUUAUCAAACAAAGAAAGGUUUUGGGCGGGUUCCAGUCAGUAAGUGACCUCGGGGAAGUGCCAGGCGUGGGUCAGAGUGUGAUUGACCUCAACAGAAGCCAGCUGUGUUGCAACACGUCUCGCAGGGCAAGCAGAGCCAUUCGUGUUCGCAAUGCAAGUCAGUCAAGUAAUGGAAGUCCCACAAGAAAGUGUGGGUCUUCUCGACUCCGGUUGAAGCAGCUGUCUGUAUUCAAGCGGUCCAAAUCAACCCCGCAGGCGGGGAAAGCAAAACGUUUGAAAGUGUACAGCAAGCAAAUUUGUGAAAAUGGUGUGAAAAUUUUUAGAUCAAGAGAAAGAAUCUUACCAAAAGACUCUGAUAAGUCUGAAAAAUUGUUAAUCUCAGCCAAAAGUGUGUAUGACGACGGACCAUCAACGUCGAGUUCUAGUAACAAUUCUGCAGCCGAUUGUUGUAAAGCAUUACAUGAGAGCCAUAGAACGCUUAAUGAGUGUUUGUCAAAUCAAGAGGACAAUUAUGGAGAAGAGGAAUUGGAAAUGCAAGAGGGGGAGGAGGAGGAGGAGGAAGAGAGGGAGAGUAUUCAAGGGGAUGUAAAUAGCAUUCGUAAUGAUAUAGAGAGGGGAGACAAUACAGAGGAGGAAUCAAAUACAUCUGAUGUUUCUGAUUCCGUUUAUAGUUUAUUAAAAAGGAAAGAGCUCCAUAACAGACUUUACCCGUCUGGAAAAAGAUUGCUUCACUCCAAACUAUCUAGUCCACAAACCACCUAUGGGAACCUGAAGCGACCUUUAAAGAGGUCAGGUCAUCCCCUUCAUCGACAGAGAAUCCCUUCCAAGGAACACCCGCCACCUGGCCUUGCAGAAUGGCUGAAACAGUUUCAGGACUGGGGCAAUGCGGAGCGUUUGAUGGCUGUGGAUGAGCUGAUCCACCUGUGCGAGCCUACGCAGGUACGCCACAUGAUGCAAGUGAUCGAGCCACAGUUCCAGCGUGACUUCAUCUCACUCCUGCCUAAGGAGCUGGCACUGUAUGUGCUGUCGUUCCUGGAGCCCAAGUCGCUGCUGCAGGCUGCUCAGACUUGUCGGUACUGGCGGGUGCUGGCAGAAGACAACCUGCUGUGGAGGGAGAAGUGUCGAGAAGAGAGUAUUGACGAGCCCCUUGUCUUCGGAUCUAACAGUAGGUUGCGUCGCCGUCAGCCAUCGCCCAAGAGUCCGUGGAAGUCUCUAUACAUGAGACAGCAUCAGAUAGAACAGAACUGGCGAACUGGGCCACUCAGGCUUCCCAAGCUGUUGAAGGGCCACGAUGAUCAUGUGAUCACGUGUCUAGAGUUCUGUGGGUACCGCGUGGUGUCCGGCUCUGAUGAUAACACUCUGAAAGUCUGGUCUGCACUCACUGGAAAGUGUCUGCGUACGCUGGUUGGUCACACGGGAGGGGUUUGGUCAUCCCAGAUGCAGGGCAACGUGAUCAUCAGUGGCUCCACGGACCGAACACUCAAAGUGUGGAACGCUGACACUGGUGUGUGUACACACACGCUGUACGGACACACGUCAACUGUGCGCUGUAUGCACCUCUGUGGAAACAAGGUUGUAAGCGGUUCUCGUGACGCCACGCUGCGCGUGUGGAACGUGGAGACUGGUCAGUGCCUGCACGUGUUAAUGGGACACGUGGCGGCUGUGCGGUGCGUCCAGUAUGACGGGCGGCGCGUGGUGAGCGGCGCAUACGACUACAUGGUGAAGGUGUGGGACCCGGAGACAGAGACCUGCCUGCACACACUGCAGGGGCACACCAACAGGGUCUACUCUCUACAGUUUGAUGGGGUUCACAUAGUCAGCGGUUCCCUGGACACAUCUAUCCGGGUGUGGGACGUUGAGAACGGCCAAUGUCUGCACACGCUGGUCGGGCACCAGUCCCUAACGAGCGGGCUCGAACUCAAGGACAAUAUUCUAGUCUCGGGGAAUGCAGACUCCACCGUCAAAGUUUGGGAUAUCACCACUGGCCAGUGUCUUCAAACUCUGCAGGGGUCCAACAAGCAUCAAAGCGCUGUAACCUGCCUACAAUUCAACAAGAAAUUCGUCAUCACCUCAUCCGACGACGGAACCGUGAAAAUCUGGGACUUGAAAUCGGGCGAGUUUCUACGUAACCUUGUGACACUAGAGAGCGGUGGAAGUGGUGGCGUUGUGUGGCGUGUCAGGUGUAGUAACACUAAACUUGUGUGCGCUGUCGGGUCCCGAAAUGGCACAGAGGAAACCAAGCUUCUUGUGCUGGAUUUUGAUGUUGAAGAAAAGAAAGACAAAAUGCCCAUAAUAGAAAGAGUGUGAUUUUUGUUAAUUUUUAAUCCUAGCCGCUAAUUUCAAUCAUUUAGACCUUCUCCUCAAUGCAAGUGAUGGAUCAGCCCAUCUGAAUGGUGCAGUUUUGUUUACUUCUUUUAAAACUUUGCCGCACUCGGUUUGAAUUUUAUUGUUUUGUUGUUAUUUUUAAUAUUCACACAUCACAUUAGGUACUUAAGGGAAGUCAUUUAUUUUAAUUAUUUAAUAUAUUGUUUAAUACUUUGUAGUUCGUGUAACAAUUUACAACAGACAAUAGACUUGAAGCUGCUAAUUUAAGAAUUACAGUGCCAAAAUACUUUUUGUUAAUUUAGUAAAACAGUAUAAAAACUUUGAAUUGGAAAUGUGCAAGAGAAUCCAUCUAUGGUUGUAAACACAUGCUUAAAUUUUAUUUUAAUAUCUUAUUGAUAAAAUACUAUUUUAAUAUGUUGUUGUGAGAUUCAGUAUCUCUCGAGUCUGUAACGUAAGGAUGGAAUCAAAAUUAACAGAAGGAAAAUCACUUUUAUUUUUGCGAUUGGUUGAUUGCCAGAGCUGAUUUAAUUGAUGUUUCUGUUUAUGGGAAUUUUGGGAAUUCCUGACGGAAACUUUAUGUUUAGGGACUCACAAAUGCAUUUAGAAAAGCAUAUACGUGCGCAUUAUAAUAAUAAUUAUAAGAACUUGCAUUACCUGCUAUAGUUAUAUAUAAGUUAUUAUCAAUGCAAUUUAUCUGUAUAAUUAGACAAAAAUCCAAUUGUAACAGCAUUAGAACAUUGUGAGACCCAGUCUAUUUGCAAUUAACAUUGUUAGACCCAGUCUAUUUGCAAUUAGCUCUAUGUUAGUAGCAGUGGGAAAAAAGUCAAUUAAUACUUUGGAUUUGGUAUAAAUAUGAGUAGGUACUGAUUUAGGUGCCUCAACAUUUGCUGUGAAGUGUGAGCAGUUGAUUAGCAAUUUUUUUUAUUAUUACUGGAAUUCCCAUUACUCAAUGUUGCUUCAUUGUGUGGGGUCAUAGCCAUUAAUAAUUCAGUGAUUUAUAGGAUGUUAUUGGUAACUUAAGUAUGUUGCGUCAAAAAGAAAAAGCACUCAAUUUAGCAGGGUUUAUUUUUAAUGAAGCAAGUUUGCAAAUAAAGUAGUUUCAAUGCCAGGGUUCUUGAUGAAUUCUUCAAAAUCUGCUAUUAAAAGAUCCUUUGCAAACAAACGUCAAGUGGAUAAAUGUGCUGAAAGUUAUAAUGUGAGGUACAAUAUGAGACAUGUCAUGCUAGAAUAUGUCCUAUGCCUAUGCAGCCCGUUUGGCUCCAGACACGGCUGCCUAUUUACUCGAGUAGCUAUGCUGUCAGCUAAAAAGUCGUUCUAGGUUUAGUAGUCUUAUAAGUGGACAGGGUAUCUUCAGACCAAUCUGUGCAGGCUGGUCCGGAGCUACCCUGACCUCAUAGGCACAAGACUGGAGCUACCCUGGCCUCAUAUGCACAAGACUGGAGCUACCCUGGCCUCAUAGGCACAAGACUGGAGCUACCCUGACCUCAUAGGCACAAGACUGGAGCUAACCUGGCCUCAUAUGCACAAGACUGGAGCUACCCUAGCCUCAGGCUCAAGACUGGAGCUAUACCCUUGCCUCAUAGGCACAAGACUGGAGCUAUCCUGACCUCAUAGGCACAAGACUGGAGCUACCCUGACCUCAUAUGCACAGGACUGGAGCUACCCUAGCCUCAUAGGCACAAGACUGGAGCUACCCUGGCCUCAUAGGCACAAGACUGGAGCUAACCUAGCCUCAUAGGCACAAAACUGGAGCUACCCUGACCUCAUAGGCACAAGACUGGAGCUACCCUGGCCUCAUAGGCACAAGACUCGAGCUACCCAAGCCUCAUAGGCACAAGACUGGAGCUACCCUGGCCUCAUAGGCACAAGACUGGAGCUACCCUGGCAUCAUAGGCACAAGACACAUUUUGGCAUGAAGCUGCUCAUGUUUUAAUAGUCUUUUUUUUCUGGGUGACUAUACACCUGUUCAGGGUUUAACACAAGGAUUUGACUUCUUAGGGAAAAUAAUUUAGACCAUCUAUUUACACCCGAUCAAAAAAAGUUGCUCCAAAUGUGAAUGUUUGUGUUUUUAUUAGACUCAUGCAUCUCAAGAUACAAGGUGUACCGGUAUUUCACCAAACAACUCGAGGUAUAAGUUUUUUUUCAUUUACUAAAAUCAUACAGAAAUAUAUAAUUUUUCUCAAGAUCAGGUCAUAUUCUUUGAAUAAACCUUUAAAUCAACCACCAUGAAAAAAGAUACUUAAGUUAUGGCAGUCCAUAUUUAGUAGCCAGACAGGCUACCUACUGUUGAAAAUCACUUGCCGGGCAUGUUACCCAGGCGUCUGGUUAUGUAAAACCAGCUGAUGGUAAAACCUCUUUUAAAAUAGAACAGAACCCCAUAAAAAUGGUAAGUCAGGGUUUCAGCAUGAUUUUAAUUAUUUUUACUCUUGAAAUCAGUCUAUCUGAUAUUAUUUUACGGAAGAUGUCAGCUGGUCCCAUCUCUAAGGAAUAUUGUUGUGUUGUUUAUGUUUGAGCUGAGCUCUGGGAAAACCGACAUAGUGCACGGGCGUAAAGUGUUGCCCCUGGGAAAACCGGGCAUAGUGCACGGGCGUCAAGUGUUGCCCCUGGGAAAACCGGGCAUAGUGCACGGGCGUCAAGUGUUGCCCCUGGGAAAACCGGGCAUAGUGCACGGGUGUAAAGUGUUGCUUCAGAUUAGCCUGUGCAGUCUGUACAGGCUCAUUAGGGACAACACUUUAUACUUUACUUAUGUAUUUGGUUUAAAGGAAGUCUGUUUUUAGCGAAAAUUAAUUUAGUGGGAAAGUGUAGUCUAUGAUUAGCUUGUGUAGACUGCACUUUAUGCUCAUGCAUUUAGCCAUGUUUUCCCAUGUGUAGACUGCAGUUUAUGCUCAUGCAUUUAGCCCUGUUUUCCCAUGUGUAGACUGCACUUUAUGCUCAUGCAUUUAGCCCUGUUUUCCCAUGUGUAGACUGCACUUUAUGCUCAUGCAUUUAGCCCUGUUUUCCCAGAGGUUCAUUUGUGUUUUGUUUUGUACUUGUUUGACAGUAAAAAAUCCACAGUCUGUUGGUGUCCUGCAAUGUUUUCUAUGGUUUGUUGAACCAUGUACUAUUCCUUGUUUUGCACAGAGCCCUUAUUUAUUUAUAUAGGUAUAUCAACUGUGUCUUGACAUGCAAAGUUAACAAAUGUAGCCAGUGAUUUCCAUGUUGUUGUGAUUGUAUAAGAUUAGAUUAUUUAUUAACCAUGGGCUUCAUUUCUAAUAAAGAAUGACCAACAGAUACUGGUUCAAGUUAAGUAGCUCAUUUGACAUGUUGAAGAGGUUUUUCAUUAGGUAUUUUGGCGUUGUUUUAAAAAUAUUUUAUUGGGUGUGGUGAAAUUAAUAAAUUUGUGGGGGAAAUGUAAAAUACUGGUAGCUCUAUCCUUAUCAUGUACUAAGCAGUGAUAAAUAUACACUAUUUUGUGAUUAGGAUACAAUAUUUUGAUCUAGUGUGUAAGUAAAUUUAACGAUUAUAUUAAUAUUUAAUAUUAAUACUUCAUCACUUGGGCAUUUUGUUGAAUUUGCAAAACUAUGAUACUUAUGUUUAUUUUUUAAUGCUUUUAUUUUCAAAUGUUUUUCAACAUGAAUAUUAAUCAUUGCACAAUAUUUAAAUACGGUUUCAAUAGUAUUAUUUAGAAAAUAGUGUCAACAUUAAUAAAAUUGUAACUUUUGUGAGUUAACAAAUAAACUUCUGUGUAAUUAUUAUAUGAAGAACAGCUAACAUUUGACAGUAAUAGACCCUCUUAACAACUUUUGUCCAUUAAUUGCAAAAUUUUCUUUGAAAUGGAUGUCUAACUUAAAAAAGUGUAUAGUCCUGAUCAUGUCCUGACUUAUUAUCCCUGUUAUAUAUUUUCUCAGAAGCUAUUAUUCAUACAAUGGUCUAUUGUUCGAACCUUGCAAUAUGUGCUCUCUAUAGAAGUAAUUACCUGUGGAGCUGAACUUUGUAUCUCGAAUUAGCUGAGAACUCACAAAUGACUUUGAGUUAACUAAAUUUUGACAUAUUAAUAUAAAAAAUCAUGUAAGAAAUGUUACGUCUAAUUGAGCAGCAUUGUACAAAAUGGGUCUGAUGGCAUAUGUGGCCAACAUAGCUCCACACCUUCCUGCCCAUCCAGUCAGUCUGGUGAUAUGUGGCCAACAUAGCUCCACACCUUCCUGCCCAUCCAGUCAGUCUGGUGAUAUGUGGCCAACAUAGCUCCACACCUUCCUGCCCAUCCAGUCAGUCUGGUGAUGAGGUUGCUCCACACCUUCCUGCCCAUCCAGUCAGUCUGGUGAUGAAGAUCUUUCCUAUAGGCUGAUGAGACCACAAAAUAUUGCCUGACUUAAAAGCUGACCAGAUUUCGCAGGCUUGUCUAGAGCUACGCUGACAGUACAUGGCAAAAGACCCAUUUUUGUAUGAUGCUGGUCAAAUGUUCAACUGAUGGCAAUUAAACAUUGAGAUAUAUAUACACACACUGUAUUAUUAUAUGUAAGUUUGCAUUUAAAGAUACAUAAGCACAAACUUUUGGUUAGUUAUUUGAUUAUUAUUUGCUCAUACUCAUCUAUAAGGGCAUGGAGAUAUUAAAUGUUUGACAAACUUGCUUGUGCUUUAACAGAUAUUUUCACAGUCAUCAACAACUACAUAUUACUAGGUAGACAUCAGUGUAAAAGAUUGUUUUGGGACGGAAAGCUACUUUAAAUAAACCAGUAUUCAAAAUGAGUUUAAAUUUUGAGAUUGCAUUAUUCAUUUAAUAAAAUUCCGAUGAGAAAAUUCAGGAUUUGUUUGCAACUUCAACAUGCGUAGAUGUUCGAGAUAACAAAGUUCAGCUUUGCUCAGAAAUCUAGACAACAUUACAACACUGUAUAUAUAUUGUUGGCGGCUUCAGUCAUGAUGCAGAUUCUGUGUAUUGAACAUAACUUUGUUGUAAAGGUAUUAUGCUGUUAGCAAAUAAAUGCUAUCUGUUAUUAUUUGUAACUUUGCAUAAUAUUAAAGUAUUACCAGUCA